Molecule: messenger RNA, 366 nt
Organism: Hibiscus syriacus
Lineage: Eukaryota; Viridiplantae; Streptophyta; Magnoliopsida; Malvales; Malvaceae
Product: auxin-induced protein X15-like
Exons: 1
Coding region: 1-288 (95 amino acids)
Biological process (GO): response to auxin
Source: RefSeq, a predicted model, not a curated record
AUGGGGUUUCGGUUGCCGAGAAUUGUGAAUGCUAAGACGAGUCCGAGACGGAGUCUUUCAUCCUCAGAGACGACAGUGGUGCCUAAAGGCCACUUUGCCGUUUAUGUUGGAGAAAUCGAAAAGAAGAGAUUCGUUGUACCGAUUUCAUUCCUCAAGCAUCCUUCCUUCCAAAAUUUAUUGAGUCAAGCAGAAGAAGAGUACGGAUUCAAUCAUCCUCCGGGUUCUUUGGUGAUUCCCUGCAUCCAAGAAGCUUUCGUUGAUCUCACUUGCUGUCUGCAAAGAUCAUGAGAGUUGAUGUUAGAAUGGCUAACUUAGCAGAGAUUAACAAUGUAGCUUAAAAGCAAGUGUAAAUGGUAAACUUGAUUA